Carica papaya (papaya) is the source of this 1371-nucleotide messenger RNA. NCBI's taxonomy places the organism in Eukaryota, Viridiplantae, Streptophyta, Magnoliopsida, Brassicales, Caricaceae. The record is from RefSeq and is a predicted model, not a curated record.
AUGGAGCCUCAAAAGACGGUGAAAAUCACUGAGUUUGCCAGAGUCAGCCCUUCCUCUCCGUCUCCCUCCCACUUCUCUCUCCCCCUCACCUUCUUUGACACCCUCUGGUUUAAGUUCCCGCCCACAGAACGCGUUUUUCUUUAUCAACUCCCCGACUUAACCACUGCAUCUUUCUAUUCAGAUAUCCUCCCCAGACUAAAACGCUCCCUCUCCGCCGCUCUUGUUCACUACUUCCCCCUUGCCGGCAACCUCAAGUGGGACGCAAGUGAUCCAGAGCCAACCAUCGCGUGCGUUAAAAACGACGCCGUUUCUCUCACCGUCGCUGAGUCCGCCGCAGACUUCACUCGUGUCACUGCCGAUGAAGUUCAUGAAGCUACCGAAUUGCAUGGUUUGUUACCCGAGCUGGUUAUAGGCGAUCACAUAUCGCCCAUCAUCUCACUGCAAAUAACGCUGUUUCCCGGUCAAGGAUUUAGCCUUGGAUUUUCGACGCACCAUGCAGUUGUCGACGGCCACACCAUAACAAGUUUCAUUAAAGCAUGGGCUUAUAUGAGCAAGCAUGAUAAAGAAAACGCUUCUCUGCCAGCAGAUCUAAUUCCCUCCUUUGACCGGAAUGCUAUCGAGGACCCAACCGGGCUGCGAACGGCGAUACUGAACCAGUGGAUAGCUAUUGGCAGCGUAGAGUCAGAUCCCAGCAAGAGAAACCUGAAAUCUUUGCCGUUUCAAAAAAUUGAUCCUGAAUUUGUUCGAGCCACGUUCAAAUUGUCUCGUGAGGAUAUCAAGAAACUAAAAGAAAGGGUACUGGUCCAACACGAUGAUGUAAAGAAGCCACUUCACUUGUCAACCUUCGUUACGACAUAUGCGUAUGUUUUCACUAGCAUGGUUAAAGCCAGAGGGGGAGAUAAUAACAGAGACAUAUACUUUGGAUUCACAGCUGAUUACAAGACCCGCUUAGAUCCUCCACUACCAUCGAACUAUUUCGGCAAUUGCGUUGUAGCAUUGCUGGGUGUUGGUAGGGCAGGAGAUUUAAUGGGAAAGGAUGGGUUCGUUACAGUUGCCAAGGUCAUAAGUGAUUUGGUUUCAGGUUUAGAUACUGAAGCUCCUAAAAGACUGCCGAAUUUAGUGUCAAAAUUGGUAAGAUUAGAAGCAGGAACGCAGAUGGGUUCUGUAGCCGGGUCAAUCCGAUUUGGGGAGUACGGUGUAGAUUUCGGGUGGGGAAAGCCUAAGAAAGCAGAGAUUGCUUCUAUAGACAGGACCGGAGCUUUUUCAUUGAUGGAAAGUAGAGAUGGAAAUGGAGGAGUUGAGAUUGGUGUGCCGACGAGGACGAGGGAGGAAAUGGACAAAUUUGCUUCUGUAUUUUACACCGAACUGUAG